AUGGAGUGGCCCGUGAAGGAAUCUCAUAAAAACGUCGUAUGGCUAUCGUUCUCGAUUUGCACAAUGCACAGUCAUCACUUCCUGGAACCUCCAAGGUCACCGUCGUGGCCACAAGUUCGAGCACAGAGCAAGUACACAAGCAGAGCAUGCAUGCCUAGCAAGUACGUCAAGAAGAAGAAGGGACCGGGAUGCCCAUCGAAGGGACUCGCGAGAAAAGCCGAGUUGAAAAACAAGGCGUACUGGGCGGAGGUGAAGGCAAGAAGGCAGACCACCGCCACGAACCUCUCCGCCAUCGUGAAGAAGGAAAUCAAAGAAGAGUUUCCUAGUAGCAUUCCAGCGCAAGACAGAUCUGCCAUGUCCGCCGGUCCGAGGAUCACACUCCGCGGUCUGACCCGCGCGAGGUCCACCCUCUACGACUUCGUCUCCUCGUACUUCAUGUUCCACGGCCUAGACCCGACGAAGACGGCGGACGUCUUCGCCCAUCUCCCGGCGCUGACCUUCACCGAAGCGGUAAUCUACGAGCUCGACGACGCCAACGAGUGCGCGGGGAGGAUGGAAGGCGGGGAGACGCGCGGCGGGUCGGGGACGGCGCGAACGUUAGAGCAGCUCGUGUGCCGCCUCGAGGAACACUUCGGAGCGGAACACUUCCGUCGCGUCCGGUCACGCCUUCAGUGGGAGCUCUCGCGGGGAUCCGCGUAUUGGGAGACGGAGCGUCGCCUGUGUGGCAAGCUCGCCGCCGGGACGAAACUAACGGACGAGGACGCGAGGCACGCCCUGGACGCGCUCAAGAAGAAGAGCUUCGACUACAGGGUCCUGAACCUGGUGCUGCUGGCGUCGGUGCGCAAGCAGCGGAGGGAGGCGCGAGACGCCGAGAGAAGACGCCGGGGCACCGGCUGCGAGAUAAAACGCGAAGAAGAAGAAGACGAAGAAGAAGAAGACAAACUCGGGGACGCCGAGGAUGUUCCCUACGGGGACCUUCUCGCCGCGUCCGAGCUCCUCGUCGAGCUCUCCGAUGACCUGUACGACUACGAGGAGGACGUCGCGUCCGGGGCGUUCAACUUCUAUCGAUGCCUCGUCAACCACCACGGGCCCGAACGCGCGCCCGAGGAGAUGGCCGCGGUGAUCCAAUCCGCGGAGAGGGAGUACGCGAGGCUGGAGGAGCGGUUGAGCCGCGACGACCCGGAGUUGGCGCGACGGUACCGGGAGAGAUGCGCGCAGGCCACGGAGGAGGGUUUACCCGGCCGGCAGGUGCGCUCAGAUCCUUCGAGCCCCGCGGAGAUGACCGUGGACUCGCGUGGAAAGUGGGAGGUGCCGCCGCCCAUCGCGGAUGAGCGCGCGUGGAGGGAACGGACGGACGACGUCGCACACCCGCGAGGCGAUCGGGGUCCAUAGUAG
Molecule: messenger RNA, 1395 nt
Organism: Micromonas commoda
Lineage: Eukaryota; Viridiplantae; Chlorophyta; Mamiellophyceae; Mamiellales; Mamiellaceae
Exons: 2
Coding region: 1-1392 (463 amino acids)
Source: RefSeq, a predicted model, not a curated record